AUCUGCCACGAUUUUCUGAGAGACAAAGACUCCAGAAGACAAGAGAUCCUCCCUGUAACCCCGAUCCAAGCUUUCAAGUGCAGAGUUUUAUUGGCGUAUGAAUGGCGUUGAGGCACUUAGGCAAGAAGGGCAUUCAAGCUUCUUUUAAAAGAGGUUUGGUUCUUCCGCGAGUAGCAGCAUCUACAGAGAGGCAUAUUUCCUCUAGGUUUUUGAAUAGCACUUCUGAAAGUGUGGCUUUCUCAUUCGCUCGACACAUUAAUUGCUUCGGGUUCAGCUCGCCUAAUUAUGAAUCUUCCACAACCUUAACAUCCAUAAGGUACUUUCAUGCAAGCCGAGAAACACUGGCGAGAAGAAAAGAGGAUCCUGAUCGUACGCUGAGCCAUCGUGAGCUCAAAAAACAGACUGUGAAAACGAAAGGAAAGUUCUCAAAACGGGAGAAGAAAACAGAUAAGCCACCCGUUGAAGCUCCUUAUGUGCCUCCUAGGCUGCAAAGAUUAGCAAAGGGAUUGGCUGAGAAGACAGUCGACGUAUUCGAAGGCAUGACGUUACUUGAGUUCUCCAAGCGUACUGGUGAGUCAUUGGCGGUUCUGCAGAGCAUUCUCGUCAAUGUUGGGGAAACCGUUAGUUCAGAAUUUGACGCAAUCAGCAUAGAUGUCGCCGAGCUUCUUGCAAUGGAAAUAGGAAUCAAUGUAAGGAGGCAACAUACCACAGAAGGAUCACAAAUCCUCCCAAGGCCUCCAGUUGUAACGGUAAUGGGCCAUGUAGAUCAUGGGAAAACCUCUUUAUUGGACGCUUUAAGAAACACCUCCGUGGCGGCAAGAGAAGCUGGUGGGAUCACUCAGCACGUGGGUGCGUUCGUGGUGGGCAUGCCGGACUCCGGCACUUCAAUCACCUUCCUAGACACGCCUGGUCAUGCUGCUUUCAGUGAGAUGCGUGCUCGAGGAGCUGCUGUUACUGAUAUAGUUGUCUUGGUGGUUGCUGCUGAUGAUGGUGUAAUGCCCCAGACUCUAGAGGCUAUUGCGCACGCUAGAUCUGCGAAUGUUCCAAUUGUGGUUGCUAUCAAUAAAUGUGACAAACCGGGAGCUAAUCCGGAAAGAGUCAAGAACCAGCUCGCCGCUGAGGGGAUUGAGCUUGAGGAUAUUGGAGGAAACGUUCAGGUUGUUGAGGUGUCUGCAAUGAAGAGUACAGGGCUAGACAAGUUAGAAGAAGCGCUGCUUCUUGAAGCAGUGGAUAUGGACCUUAAAGCACGCGUGGAAGGACCAGCUCAAGCAUAUGUUGUGGAGGCUCGGCUCGACAAAGGCCGUGGACCGUUAGCCACCAUUAUUGUAAAGGCUGGUACUUUGGUUAGUGGUCAUCACGUAGUUAUUGGUUCUCAGUGGGGAAAACUCAGGGCUAUCAGGGACAUGGUCGGUAAGCAAACGGACCGAGCAACACCAGCGAUGCCUGUUGAGAUUGAAGGGCUUAAGGGUCUUCCAAUGGCUGGUGACGAUGUCAUUGUGGUGGAGUCGGAGGAAAGAGCGAAGAUGCUUAGUGAAGGGAGGAAAAGGAAAUAUGAAAGAGAUCGGUUGUUGAAAGCAGAGGAAGCUAGAAUAGCCGAAGCAGAGAAGAAAGAAGCAGAGUCUGAAGAAGGGUUUGUUCGAGUUGAGUUACCGAUAAUAGUGAAGUCUGACGUGCAAGGAACUGCACAGGCUGUUGCUGAUGCCCUAAGAACGUUAAAUAGCCCACAGGUUUUUGUGAACAUUGUUCAUAGUGGAGUAGGAGCAGUGUCUCACUCUGAUUUAGAGAGAGCACAAGCUUGCGGUGCGUGUAUCGUUGCCUUUAACGUUAAGGGUGGAGGUUCUGGUAAUCUUUCCGCGGCUCAAGCCAGCGUCAAGGUAUUCCAUCACCGUGUGAUAUACCAUUUGCUCGAAGACAUCGGGAACUUGAUCGUAGAGAAAGCACCUGGAAUCUCAGAGCUGGAAGUGGCUGGUGAAGCUGAAGUUCUCAGCAUUUUUAAGGUGUUAGGAAAGAGGAGAAGUGAAGAAGAUGGAGUGAGCAUCGCGGGUUGCAAAGUGAUGGAUGGUCGAGUUUGUAGAAGCGGGAUGAUGAGGCUGUUAAGGAGUGGAGAAGUGUUGUUUGAAGGGUCGUGUGCGUCGCUGAAACGGGAGAAACAAGACGUGGAACAGGUAGGGAAAGGGAACGAGUGUGGGCUUGUGAUGGGAGAGUGGAAUGAUUUUAGAGUUGGAGAUGUGAUUCAGUGCAUGGAGGCAGUCAUUAGGAAACCUAAGUUCGUUUCCUCUGAGAGUGGAGCUGUGAGAAUCGAGUGCUGAAAAUCUUAAAACCUUAUCAAUUCAAUUAGGGGUCUUACCCUGAUAAUAGUUUUGUGUUGUUACAGAAAGCUUCAUACAUAACUUCAGUUUUUUUUGACGAGCAAUUUGUAAUGGAAAUUACUUCAAACUAUACCAUUUACUUCCUACUCUUUACUAAUAAUAUCUAAUGUAAUUUGAAAAGGUGGUUGGA
This is a messenger RNA of Eruca vesicaria subsp. sativa (arugula), 2499 nucleotides long. The record is from the annotation of a GenBank genome assembly. Lineage: Eukaryota; Viridiplantae; Streptophyta; Magnoliopsida; Brassicales; Brassicaceae.